CUGAGCGGAAAAAUCUCAAAUCUGAGGAUGAGCUCAGCUGGUCUGGCGGGUUUUGGUAGGUAGUAAUUCAGUUCUAGCCCAGCCUAUUCGAACCCAGAACCACUGUUCUGGGUUCGAAUCCCGGCGACGGAAUUUUCUUUUUGUGUUUAUUCUUUUUUGUUUUUGUUAGGCUGAUGUUUUUAAAUUAGAAUUUCUCAAAUAGAAAAAUAUUUUGUUAGAUAUAAAUCAAAAUAACAGGUAUCUUUUGUCCUAAGGGAUAAUGAUUUCUAUAUUUUAUACAUUUUUUAAACGACUUCAUGGUUUCAAAAGGAGGAGGUUAUCAAUUCGGUUGUAUGUUUUUUUUUAAUGUUUGUUACUCCACAACUCCGUCAUUUCUGAACCGAUUUUGAAAACUAUUUUUUUGUUUGAAUGUAUAUAUAUAUACAGAUUGGUCACAUUUUUCUCAAAACUCAGUUCUGAUGAUGGGAUCCAUGAGGAAUCGAGGGAACUCUUCAAAUGUGAAAGGCAUACAUAUAGUGAUUUUUGUAUUUUUCUUGACAAAUUAAGCAUUUACAUUUAAAAAAGUGACGUUUGAUGAAGUGGAACUGCUGAUGAUGAUCAGAAUGGAACUCAUCAACGACGCAUAGUACACGUUUGGCGAUUUGUCCUCUUCGCUGUGUUUGUUAAGCAAAUUAGAUUUUCAAGACAUAAUUUUGUCAAGUUUGAGUUCUAACGAUGGGGUCCAUGAGGAAUCGAGGGAACUCCUCAAAUGUUAAAGGCAUAUAUAUAUAUAUAUAUAUAUAUAUAUAUAUAUAUAUAUAGUGAUCUUAGUAUUUUCAUCAACAAAUCAAGUAUUUACAUUUGUAGAAGUGACAUUUGAUGAAGUGGAACUGCUGAUGAUGAACAGAACGGAACUCUUCAACGAUGCAUAGUUCACGUUUAGCAAUUUGUUCUCUUUGCAUGUUUGUCAAGCAGUUAGGUUUUCAAGGCACAUUUUUAUAUUUCUAUCCUAGUUAGUUUUUUUAAUAAUUAUCUGGUGCUUUAUUUUAUGCAUGGUGUGAAAUAUUUUAUCUUAAAUACAGUCGAAUACCUUAUUGCGGGUAUCUUACCAGUCAACCACAGGGCAAAUCUGAAAUGUGUCAAGGUGGGUGCAGUGACAAAAAAACAUGUUACCUCCUUUUCUACAUACUUAGGCGUAGGACGCUGUCUUUUUAAUUUCAUUGUAUGAAAUCCAAAAUCAACAAUAAUCGUCCUUUCUCCGGUCUCCCUCAUUGAAGUCGGUUUUUUUUAAUUGCCUGUUUGUCAAUUUCGUUCGCACUUUUGCCUUGCGCGCGCAUUGGAAUCGUGCGUAAAAAAAAUAACGCGCCAGCCAUUUUCCGUAUUUGACAUAAAACUCAUAAAAUUGGAAUAGUUUUGCAUGUUUUUAGUUUAUAUAAUGACGGAAACUUCAUUUUCAAGCAUUGAAAAUGAAGAACACAUAAAAUUGACGCUGCCAGUAAUACUAAUAAAGGCAAGAGCCGAGAACGAUAGCCUUUUACCAUCAAAAUCGGGUGAAAAAGAAUUAGCGGCAUAUGAAACUUUUAUUCAAUAGAAAAUCAGUAAAGACGCCCAGUCUUUCUUGCAAAACGUGUUGGUAGCUUACUUCAAUGAACUGGCGAAUAAGUGCCUACAAGCCCAGCGCGCUUUGGUGCAAUUGUUAGAUGUUAAAACUGUAAGCCACCAUUUAGAAAAUUGUACUUUUACUGUUACUAUUUGUACUUUUAAUGUAUGAGAAGAUUUUGCGAUGGAUGUGUGGCGUUACGCGAUUAGAUCGCAUACGUAACGAACACAUCCGUGGCAGCCUCGGAAUUCGUGACGUAGCGGAUAAGCUGCAGGAAAGUCGCCAGCGAUGGUAUGGCCAUAUAAGCCGCAGACCAGCAGACUACGUCGAAAAUAGAUGCCUCAACCUCACUGUCCAAGGCCCUAAGAUCACGCGGCCGCGGUAGGCCUAAGCGCUGGCUGAAGGUCGUGAAAGCGGACAUGGAAGAGAACAAUCUCACAUCUGAGGAUGCCGAAAACCGGGCAAAGUGGAGAAGAUUAAGUAGGAAAGCGGACCCUGGCGCUAGGCCGGGAAAACGCUAGGUUGAAGAAGAGAAGUAGCUAUAUUACAAACAAGUAAAACCUUUACUUUUUUGGGAAGUUUUGUAGCUCAUAUCAACUAUUCGUUGUCGUUGACAGACUCAAUGUUAAACUGUUAAUUUGACAAUAUAUCAGCACUUUCAUGCCUUUCCAGUUUUUCUAUUACCAAUAGAAUUAACCCACUGUUAUAUUCAAUCGCAGGAUGCAAUUUGUGAUAGAUAUUUUCUUUAUAUUGUCAGGUAUUAUAUUCCCCCCGCCGUACCUAUUCACUCCGUCUUACGGUUAUUGUUUCUUUUUAUAUUCAAUUCUUUCUUCAUUUUAUAACAAACAUUUGCACAGCUUGCCUUUGCUCAAAUAAUAUAAUAUAUAUAAAAAAAACCGAGUCACGACAUUUUAUGAAACGUGCAUAAAGGCUCGUGUCGAGCAAGUUUUAUAUUAUUGUACCCCGAGUGUCUAAGGAUGGGUACGACGGGCGCUAUGGUCGGUUUGGUUUUGACUAUUUUGCUGGUUUCGACUGCUAUUGUAGCUGAAUCACCCCCAAUUAUCGAUUAUGGCAAACCAAUACCUCCUCCAUGUCCUAAAAAUGAGGUACGUCGCUGUCAGAACACCUGCCCGCCUGAUCACUGCUUCGCCCUAUAUGCGGCUUUCGAUUGCAUCGCCAACCAAACUUGUGUGAACGGUUGUUACUGCAGAGACGGUUACCUGAGGAUUGGUCGAAAUGGCCCAUGCGUUCCCAGGGACCAGUGUCCCCCGGUUGAAUGUGUCCACGAUCCCAACGCACGGCGAGGUUGUGGAGACAAAUGUGGCAAGACAUGUGCAGACUACAACAGCAAUCCCAUUUGCCCCAAACAACCUUGUAAAAAUGAUGGAUGUGAUUGUAAAGAAGGAUACGUACAUGAUACGAAUCAGGACCUGUGUGUUCUUCCUAAGGACUGCACAAAACCGUGCAAAUCUCACGAAAGGUGGUCACCGUGCCUGAUGGGUGAGUGCGUGGCUAAGACGUGCAAGGAACUGGGCGAACCGCUGGUGUGCCCAGCCAAUGCAGUGGAUCCUUGCCCGGGUGGUUGUAUUUGCGACUACGGCUACGUGAGGGCUAAAAAUGGUACCUGCAUAGAUGCCAAGAGUUGCCCCAGCUGCGGUGGCGAUCCUAAUGCACAAAUUGGCUGUGGAAACCCUUGUGGAAAGACUUGUGCUAGCCUUAAUGCCAACAAGUCUAACAUAGUGUGCCCGCCAUAUUGUGAAGUCAAUGGGUGCGACUGCAAAGAGGGAUACCUUCUGGAUCAAGAUGCUAAACCACCAAGAUGUGUCCUUGUUAAAGAUUGUCCUAAGCCACCUAACAAAUGCGGAAAAAAUGAAGAAUACUACUGCGGACCAUCUUGUCCGGACUAUGAAGCUACUUGCUCCGAACCCAACCCGCCUAUUUGCAUCAACAAGAGAUGUGAAUUCAAAUGCUUUUGCAAGAAAGGUUACGUGAGGGAUGAUAAGAACGGCAAUGUUUGCAUUACCGCCGAUAAAUGCCCGAAGAAAUGUCCUAAACUCCACGAACGAUGGACGAACUGCUACCUAGGAGAAUGUGUGGCUAAAACAUGCGAGGAUCUGGGCAAACCGCUGCCAUGCCCAGGAAUACUAGCACCUUGCGCGGGCGGAUGUAUUUGCGAAACAGGCUUUGUGAGGGAUGAGAACGGAAAAUGUAUAGAUGCGAGGAAAUGCCCAAGCUGUGGUGGAGACCCAAAUGCUCAAUCUGGCUGUGGAAAUCCUUGUGGACAAACAUGCGCAAGCCUUAGAGCCAACACAAGAAAUAAAAGAGACACUGCUAGGGCCUCUGCAACGGCAUGUGCCGCAUACUGUGUAGUUAAUGGCUGUGACUGCAAGAAGGGGUACAUUUUGAACACAGAUGUUAAACCCCCGAGAUGCGUGCUCCCUGAAGAUUGUAACAAACCUAUAAACUGUACCAAGAAACAUGAAGUAUACGUCAAUUGUUUAGCUGGUCAAUGCGGCCCCAAAAACUGCGAUGAUUUGGGGAGGUCGCUUUCAUGUCCUCGGCUGGGAGGUCCCUGUCCCGGGGGUUGCAUAUGCAAAGAAGGCUACUUAAGAGACGUUAAUGGAAAUUGUAUCAAGAUGGAGAACUGCCCUCCGAAACCUUGUGGAGGGAAUCAAACGUGGAUGUCCCCUUGCAACGCACCUUGUCCCUAUCCACGUUGCCCAAGAGACGACAAGCCGCCACCGCCAUGCGUCAAGAUAGAACCAUGCUACCCAGGAUGUCAAUGCAAAUUGAACUAUUUAAGAAACUCACGUGAAGAGUGUAUCUUGGCCCCGGAUUGUCCUCCGGUAAACUGUACUCGGCCAAAUGAAGUAUGGAAUGGGUGCCCCUCAGCGUGCCUGGCUGAAGGCUGUGAUGACAUCAACAAGCAGCCUACGACCUGUAAUACUCUCAUUUGGCUCUGCUCGCCUAGAUGUGUUUGUAAGAAGGGGCACUUUAGGAACAAAGAUGGCAUGUGCAUUCCUGCUUCACAAUGCCCAUCUUAUUGUAAAGAUCCCAACGCCUCAUGGAGAGAUUGCCGUGAUAUUUGCCAAGGCACUUGUCAAAACCCUAAACCGAUAUGUAUCAGUAAAGAGGUGUGUAGACCUGGGUGUCAGUGUAAAAAAGGCUACGUCUUAGAUAAGCCUGGCCAUGGUGGAAAAUGUGUCCAGAUUGAAAAAUGUCCAGUUACUACAACUACGACCACUCCGGCUCCACCUAAAUGCAAAUCCAAUGAACAUUGGACAGAUUGCUUGCCAGGCCAAUGUAAGCCAAAGACAUGCGAUGAGCUGAUAACACCCGCGCCCUGUCCUAGAGUAAUUCCUCCGUGUCCUGGUGGUUGUAUCUGCGACGAUGGAUACGUCUGGGACGCAACAGGAUGCUGUAUAAAAAAAGAAGACUGUCCUCCUAACACCUCAUCUGAUUAAUUAGCGUUUUCUUUCUUUUGUAUAAUUAUAAUAUAUUUUAUAUUCAUUUAAUGUUUUAUAACAUACAUACAUCGUGGGAUUCGUAGAAUGAUAAUGACGAUUCCUCUUAACUUCCUGUGAAAUAUAGUUCAUAAACCAGCCAGAAGCCACCACGUUAUUAAGUUAUUAUGUAAGUAACUGUUCAAUAAAUAAUUU
Cydia pomonella (codling moth) is the source of this 5238-nucleotide messenger RNA. Its product is annotated as zonadhesin-like. The record is from RefSeq and is a predicted model, not a curated record. The coding region runs from base 2557 to 5043 and encodes 828 amino acids. NCBI's taxonomy places the organism in Eukaryota, Metazoa, Arthropoda, Insecta, Lepidoptera, Tortricidae. The transcript is spliced from 14 exons.